GGAUUGUCCUUGUUCCAUGCUUCCAUCAGGGUUCUAGAGGAGAGAGAGAAGGACGGAAAAAGGGAGGAGAUGGAGCAAGAGGGGAGGGAAAUGUCCUUGUGCAAUUAUCCUGAUUUUUUUUAAGGAAAACCCACACAGUCAGAAGCUUCCAAAAGCUUUUCAGGACAACGCACAGGCAGCAACUGUAUUUGUCUUUUUUAUUUUCCAUAACUGUAGCUUGAAGUGUUGGUGUCAGUGCAUCAGAGACGGGAAGUCACACCAGCAGUUUUUAGAGGAAGUAUGUCACUCUCUCUGCGCUUUGUAUGCCUGCUCCUGACUGCUCUCUGGGGCAGCAGUUGCUUCGCCAAACCCGCCCCAUUCAACGUGUCAGUGGAGGGUAGCGGGAAUGAACCCGAACUCAUCUUUCCCAUUGCUCGUACCACCCAUGUUCCUCCAUCCCCCUCGCCUCCUCCCAACAUAACAGCCACUUUCAUCCGCAUCAAAGACUUCCUUUUCAACCAGGUGGUGGACUUCCUGAAGGAGAACUUGCUUCUCAUCAUUGUCGUGACCUGUCUGUUGGUAGUCAUCAUCUUCAUCGUCUGCUGUGCUUCAGCGAUGAGCCACAAACGCAAGCUUGAGGCCUACUAUCCUCCAAAGAACUACGCACCCAGGAAAUACAUGAGCCAACCCAGUAAAGCUAUGGAGAAACCACAUAACCAGAUCCAGGAAGGUAAGACCACAGCUGCAAAGACCCUACGGGAACCCACUAAAGCACUGGUGGGUGAGAAGGAAGGAAAAGACCCCCGUCCCAAGCCAAAAGAGGCCCAAAAGUUGGAGGAUGUUGAAGAGGUGGAGAUGCAGAAAGAUGAGCCCAAGCAGAAAGAGGAACCUCAGCCUACCACCUCAAAUGUCACCUCCAGUCAGCCGCUGGUCUGUACGUGCCACCUCAGAAAGGCCAAUCACACCACAGCGUGAGAGCUUUUUCUGUAACAGGCAGGAAUGACCUUGAUCCCAAACUUUUUCUACUGGUAGAUAUAAAUCUUUGGUAGAAAUGAUGCCCACGCUCUUACUCUUUGUGUUCUUGCAACCUGUGUAUGUGCCAUCAGAGGAAGAGUAGAAAAAAACAUUUUAUCAACUCAUUUUGUGUUUCUUUAAAAAUUAGUUCGCUAAAUAAGAAAAAAAUGGCGAGUUGACGUUUUUAUUAUUCAUGGGGAAAAUAAACAACACUUGAAACUAUUUCAUGAAUCACUUUCUACUUUUGAGAGACUUAAGAAAACCUCUUUUGAAACUUUUUCUGACCACUUUCCUUUGUUAUAUUUUACAUAUGAAAUGUCUAUAUGCAUGGAAACCCGUAAUUUAUGCUGUAUUUUCCGAUAACUGUAAUCAGAUAUUAUACAUGAUGUUAUUUUAUCUAAACUUUAUGCCUUUCCUCAGUAUUGAAUUUAAUUAGCUAACAUUUUGUCAGGUAUUUU
Molecule: messenger RNA, 1451 nt
Organism: Cyprinus carpio (common carp)
Lineage: Eukaryota; Metazoa; Chordata; Actinopteri; Cypriniformes; Cyprinidae
Biological process (GO): positive regulation of osteoblast differentiation; positive regulation of bone mineralization; ossification
Cellular component (GO): plasma membrane
Source: RefSeq, a predicted model, not a curated record